GCCGACAGUAGUUGGAGCUUCAUGCAGCUUCUGGGCUCGCUCGUUCCACCAAAAAGCCGGGGGUACGUCCACUCAAGAUGCUCAAGGUGACCCAUUAGCAACGGGCCGUUGCUACUCAAGCUCGGAAAUACACUACGCGGCGCCUCUUAAAGUCUGUCGAAGCUUCAAGGAUUUCGCGCUUACUCACACUGAUGAAGGCGGCUUUCAUUAAUGCCACUGCUUGCCAGCGUAACCCAAACAUUCUCAUGAAUUCAUUUUCUUUUCAUGCCAACCAGGUGCUCAUCGUUCCCCCGAAAUUACGGAGUGAAGCCAUUUCUCAUCACAUCCUAUCAGUCACCACUUAGUGUCCUCAACCCAUCUCAUAACAGCCUAUCGGUUAUUAUCUAUCCAGACGCACAAAGUGAAGCCACUUCUCGCAUUGUCUCUCCAAUCACCAAGUUGGAAUUGCAGGAAUAUCGACUCACCCCCACCCAACAUGUCACUCCAAGACAAAGUCGUCCUCAUCACCGGCGGCAGCAAAGGCAUCGGCCGCGCCAUCGCCCUCCGCGUCGCCUCUGCCGGAGCCAAAAUAGUUAUCAACUACUCGCGCGACCGCAGUGCGGCAGACUCGCUCGCCUCUGAAAUUGGUUCCACAGACCGCGUCCUUGCUGUGCAAGCCGACGUCUCCAAAAUCCCCGAGAUCGAGAAACUCGUAGAUGCCGCCGUUGCAAAAUUCGGUAAGAUUGACGUCCUCGUCCCCAACGCAGGAACCAUGCCCCUACAGCCCCUGGCGGCUAUUACUGAAGACCUCUUCGACCGUACCUACGCGCUCAACGUCAAGGGCCCCUUGUUCCUGGCUCAGAAGUGCAUCCCGCACAUGCUGAAAGGAGGGCGGAUCAUUUUCAUCUCGACUGGCAUCGCGCGUAGUAGUGCCCUGCCUGGAGUCUACAUGCUCUACGCAUCCACCAAGGGAGACGUGGAGCAGAUGACGCGGGGCUUGGCCAAGGAGAUGGGCGCCAAGGGGAUCACGGUCAACUGUGUUGCCCCCGGACCGACGGCGACGGACUUGUUCAUGGAGGGUAAGUCGGAGGCUAUGAUCAAGGGGAUCGAGGCGCAGAGCCCCUUUGGAAGGCUGGCGGACCCGGGGGACAUCGCGGGGGUGGUGGCGUUUGUUGCUGGAGAGGAGGCUGGGUGGGUUUCGGGGCAGGUUAUUGGGGCUAAUGGGGCGGCUUUCGUGUAGCCAAUAUGUGCUUGUUCUUGUAAGAGAUCAUCCAAAACCGAAGGUUGGUGGUUUUAAACGGCAUGGCAAGACAUUUUGAAGGGCAUCUUGAUCAGGGUUGGCAAAAUGGUGUUUUCAUCUAGCGCCAAGGAGGGCAAUCCAAGAAAGUCCGGCGUGCCUUGGCUUCUGGAAGAGCUCUUUGGCAGUUGCAAUGCAUGCAAAUAUUAUGCUACAAAUAAAUACAUUUAGUAGCAGCAGGGCUAUUCGUAUACACAACUUUCAUG
This is a messenger RNA of Pseudomassariella vexata, 1482 nucleotides long. RefSeq lists its product as uncharacterized. NCBI's taxonomy places the organism in Eukaryota, Fungi, Ascomycota, Sordariomycetes, Amphisphaeriales, Pseudomassariaceae. The record is from RefSeq and is a predicted model, not a curated record. The transcript has a single exon. Bases 476 to 1219 code for a protein of 247 amino acids.